AUGCCUACUACCCCUGCUGCUUGGAGACAGGCCUCUUUGGCCUGUUCUAGGCGCUUAUCGUCCUACGGCACCUUGAAUGCCCCUCGCCGCGUCCUCGCCACCGGUUUCCGCGGAGCUCGUUCUUAUGUCACCGAGACCAAGGCUGGCCAUGCCCAGGUCAACAUCGAAACUGCUAUCAAGGAGGAGCAGAAGUCUUUCAUGAAGAAGGCCAGCGUUGCUCCGGGCAGCGUUACUUUGCCUAGUUCCGGGGUCUCGGGCGACGCCGCCAUGAGCCCUUCUGCUGGUAUCCUCAAGCAGGCUACUGUCAUGGACCAGGGCACUCGUCCCAUCUACCUUGAUAUGCAGGCGACUACCCCCCUCGACCCCCGCGUUCUCGACGUCAUGCUCCCCUAUCUUACCGGCAUCUACGGAAACCCGCACUCGCGGACACACGCCUACGGCUGGGAGUCCGAGAAGGCCGUUGAGGAGGCCCGUGAGCACAUCGCCAAGUUGAUUGGAGCCGACCCCAAGGAGAUCAUCUUCACCAGUGGUGCGACCGAGAGUAACAACAUGAGUUUGAAGGGUGUGGCGCGAUUCUUUGGCCGCUCCGGCAAGAAGAAGCAUAUUAUCACCACCCAGACCGAGCACAAGUGUGUCCUUGACAGCUGCCGGCAUUUGCAGGAUGAGGGCUUCGAGGUUACCUACUUGCCCGUCCAGUCGAAUGGUCUCAUUCGUAUGGAGGAUCUUGAGGCUGCUAUGCGCCCCGAGACCUGCAUCGUCAGUGUCAUGGCUGUCAACAACGAAAUUGGUGUGAUCCAGCCCUUGGAUGAGAUUGGUCGUCUCUGCCGCUCCAAGAAGAUCUUCUUCCACACCGACGGUGCCCAGGCCGUCGGUAAGAUUCCGCUUGAUGUCAACAAAUCGAACAUUGACUUGAUGUCCAUUUCCAGCCACAAGAUCUACGGUCCCAAGGGUAUUGGUGCUUGCUACGUUCGUCGUCGCCCUCGUGUUCGUCUCGAUCCCCUCAUCACUGGCGGUGGCCAGGAGCGUGGUCUGCGCAGUGGUACCCUGGCCCCGCAUCUGAUUGUGGGAUUCGGUGAGGCCUGCCGCCUCGCCCUUCAGGAUAUGGAGUACGACACAAAGCACAUUGAGCGUCUUUCAAAGCGUCUCAGCGAUGGUUUGCUCUCCAUGGAGCACACCACCCUGAACGGUGACCCUAAGGCCCACUACCCCGGCUGUGUGAACAUCUCCUUCGCCUACGUUGAGGGUGAGUCCCUCCUGAUGGCGCUCAAAGAUAUCGCUCUUUCCUCCGGAAGUGCCUGUACCUCCGCCUCGCUGGAGCCCAGCUACGUCCUGCGUGCCCUGGGUAGCAGUGACGAGAGUGCUCACAGCAGUAUCCGCUUUGGUAUCGGCCGUUUCACCUCCGAUGCCGAGAUGGACUACGUUCUCAAGGCCGUGCGUGAACGUGUACACUUCCUGCGUGAGCUGAGCCCGCUCUGGGAGUUGGUCCAGGAGGGUAUCGACUUGAACACGAUUGAGUGGAGCCAGCACUGA
Molecule: messenger RNA, 1530 nt
Organism: Penicillium pulvis
Lineage: Eukaryota; Fungi; Ascomycota; Eurotiomycetes; Eurotiales; Aspergillaceae
Product: IscS subfamily cysteine desulfurase
Exons: 1
Coding region: 1-1530 (509 amino acids)
Biological process (GO): [2Fe-2S] cluster assembly
Cellular component (GO): nucleus; mitochondrion; cytosol
Molecular function (GO): cysteine desulfurase activity; pyridoxal phosphate binding
Source: RefSeq, a predicted model, not a curated record